UUCACGAGUUAGACCCCCUUUUGUCAACUUACAGGAAGGUGGGCCCGGGAGGUGGGCAUACAUUAUUUAAUGUGUGCUACCACGCCAUUUAGAUUGGUAGUAUAUUUUUAAUGUGAACGAGUUGCAGCUCUCCAGACGCAAAGUCCUUCACAGUGAUAAAGACAUGAGCUGUAUGUAAUAGAGUAUGCGUUCAAUAGUUCAAUGAAGAAUAGGUUCUUCAGACACAGGGCUCUCAAUCCGCCAUCACACUGUACAGAAUUCAUCUAAAUUGGGCAUUUUGACUUAGGACUCACAAUGGAGUCAAACUCGAAUCAGCAAAUAGGUGGUCAACCAUCGCUACCAAAAUCAGAACCUCAGGACCAAACACCAUCGAUACCUCAAAACAAACCAUCAUCAUCACCACCACCACCACCACCAUCAUCAUCUUCAUCAUCACCACCAUCAUUAACCAAACCAACAUCAUCACCACCAGCACCACCACCAUCAACAUCACCACCACCAUCAACAUCACUUUCUAAAUCAUCACCUCCAACUGCACAAUCACAACCACAAAUCAAGGUUUCAUCUCCACCAACACCACCAACAAAAACCUCUCCAUCUCCAACACCACCACCAGCACCAUCAUCAUCACCGCCAUCAUCAACUGCACCAUGGAUGGAUGUCAAGCUCCAGUGGAUCCUCAUCAUCUCUCAUUGGAUGUUAGUGUUUGGACCUGUUGUAUUCAUCAAGAUGAUGAUGAUAGCGGCCCUCUCCUACUUUGCCUAUACCAUCCUCACUACCAAACGCACCAUGGAUACACUGCCAAAGAUGUUCAAAGAUGAUAAGGGUACCAAGAAGACCCACUAUGAUGUCGCUAUCGUUGGAGCUGGUCCAGCUGGGUCUACCCUUGCCUAUUACCUGGCAAAGUCUGGUCGGAAGGUUCUACUCCUGGAAAAGAAAAAGUUCCCCCGAGACAAAUAUUGUGGCGAUGCAGUCUGUAAGACAGCAGUAGAGAUCUUGAUGGACAUGGGUAUCUAUGAUGAUCUUAUCAACCAGAAAAAGGCCCAUGUGGCAGAUAGUGGAGGUCUUGUUAGCCCUGGUGGUUUGAGCUUCAUAGGGCGGAGUCUUGAGAUCAUGGGUGAUAUCCCAGCAGCCAUUGCAUGUAAGAGACUCCAUCUUGACAAUGCUAUUGCCAUGGCAGCUAAAAAAGCCGGGGCGGAUUUGAAGGAGAACAGUUCCGUAUCGGCCGCUACCCUUGAUAAAUCAACAGGACUGUGGACCGUGUUUCUGGAGGGUGGGGUGCAGCAGACCUACCAGGCACGUGUUCUAGCCUGCUGUGAUGGUGCCCCGUCCACCAUGGCUACCAAGCUAGGUAUCAUUGAUACCCCACCCCAGGGAUCAUGCUCUAGGGCGUAUGUAGAGCCGGGGACCCACAGGUUUAAGGCUGAUGGUGUGGUGAUUUAUAACAAAGACAUGCUCCCAGGAUAUUCUGCCUUAUUCCGCCAUCCAAAUAACGAGCUUAAUUACUGCGUCUACAUAAUCCCUGGUAAUCCUCAAAUUGGCAAUGAUGACCUACCCUAUUGGCAUGACAACAUCAUGAAAAAUGAUCCAUACGUCAGCAGAGCACUAGGGGACAAGGCUAAAGUGGAAAGGAUGAAAGUUGCUAGUCUGCGUUUUGGUGGUGUACCUCGUUCCUAUGGCAACCAGGUAAUUCUUGUCGGAGAUGCAGCUGGCAUGAUUGAUCCUAUGACAGGGGAAGGAAUCCAUCUUGCCAUGGAUGGCGGACGCUUAGCGGCGACUUUCUUGGAGGAGGCCCUCACUCAUGGGAACGUGUCCAGGGAGGCUAUGGAGAUCUAUCAUCAGUGCUGGAUGGAUAAGUUUGGACACGAUUUCAAAUGGUCAUCAUAUAUUAGUCAACUUCAAUAUAAGUUCCCAAUAUUACUGGAUGCAGCAACAGCAGCUAUUCAACGUAAAGGUGAUUCUUUCAUGGCCAAGUGGGCGGACAUCAUGACCGGUCGAGUUCCAAAGGUCAACCUUCUCAGACCGGAGUUUGUUAUUGUUGUUGGUUUUGAACUUGCUUGCCUCCUGUCUCAACGAUUACUUGGGUUUGCAUCAGGAGAUACAAGUCAGGAGCAACAAGCAAAGCAAAAGGAAGAGUGACAUAAGGGAUCAUUAUGAACAGAGGAAAAUAUAUUUUGAUAUUCUAUGAUUAUGAUAAAAUCACUGUGGAAACAAGAAGUUAUGUCCAAUGAAAUAAAGUCAAUCAAACCCUUGCCAAAUUUUGUAAUUUAGAUGUACAUGUAGAUGAACAAUUAGCUUGUCCUGAUUUAUGUUUAGAAGAUGAAUAUGACAUGAUUAUCGAAGCUUAAAUAGCGAAACCCCCAACAAAAAUGUAUGUUGCCUAGUUUAAUAGCUUCACAGCUUACUGGAUUUCACUGCGAUUUUUUUUAUAAUUCCUAAUUGGUUUGUCUAUGCAUUAAUGGUAGGAUUACAAAGGAAAAGAUGCCGAGUGGGUUCCUGAUCAAAUUUGGCUAGUUUUCUAAAGGUGCCUUAUGAUUUGAUUUUCUGUCUUGUUAAAUGAUCUUUUUAAAACUAAUUUUCCCCUAACCAUUUCAUAUUUUGUAAACAAGUUUAAGGAACUUAAUUGAUAGGGGUUUCCAACUCUGUAAAAUUAAGUACAACUUUCCAAACAAGUAAAAGUAAUGGCCAAAUUGCUUUGCAAUUUUCUGUAAUUGCACAAGCCAGGAGUCUUCUUAUCAAACAUACUUUGAUGCAAAUUGCAUUUCUAUUUAACCAAAGUUGAGUGAAAUAGUUAAAACAUUUUUGCAAUCUGUUGUCAAAAAUAUUUUGCCUUUAAUUUGGCACCCAAUAGUCCUGUCAUUUGUGGAUCUACUUUGAACAUUCGGUAUAGUUUGAUGAAACACUCAAAGUUGUAAGUCGAAUCACAGAGGCAAUUAAUAUUAAUUUUCAAUUUCUUAUUUUUUUACUUUGUUGAUGAAAACAAAAUAAAUGUUUGAAACAGAAAAAUUAAAAAGUAGAGCUCAAAUAUUGAUGCUGCUGACUGAUUUAGAAUAGAUUUCUGAAAAAAGAUGGAUAAAUCACAAAGUAAAAAAAAAAGAUUCUAUUCCUUAUACAAUUUUCUUUCUCAUAAAUGUUGAAGAUGGAGGGUGAACCUAGAAUUAAGUCUGGAGUUAAACCUAGGAUUAAUUAUGAAGAUUCAACACAUUCUGAAAGAUAGAUGUUAUUACACUCUUACAUUGUAAGUGGAGUAAGCAUAAGUUAUAGUUCAAAAAAAUUUUAAACUAUAUAUAUAUGACCAGAGAAUAUAUGUGAGAGUGUCACCAAAAAUGAAAUGGUAUUGUCAACCUCACUCUUUAUUUUGCCUUCUUCCAGCUCCCCUCUUUUCUUUUCUAAUUCUUUCUCUCUCUCUUUCUCUUUAACAUCAUUUGAUAAGGACAAUAUCCCCUUAACCAUCUUUUUAAAGAGUUUUGUACUAAUAAAUCUCCAUAAUUGUGUUCUGAUCUACUUUACCUAGAAAAAUCUCUUUAUGUGAUAGUCAAGAUAUUCAAAAAUAAUUAGUAAGAAUGACUUGUACAUGAUACCUGUGUAAUAGUUCUUACAUUUUGAAGAUAGCAAAUGGUUUGAAGGUAUGCAUACACACUCUCAACCAACCCAUAGGGUCCACUUUCAUUAUAACAACAAUUCAAAAUACCAUCUUAAAUGAAGUAAAACACAUAAUGACCCUUUGAUGUUGACCACAACAGCAUUUAUUCAAUCAUUGUGGCACAAUCCUUUGCCUGUAGCACAAGAGAUUUGAUUAUACUUAGAAAACACUUUACAUUAUUUUUUUUUUAAUAAUACAAACAAUCUCAAUUCAUAUAUAUCCAUAUAAUGGUAAGAGGAAUAAAUAAUAUUUAUAAAUGAAUCAUUUCGUUUCCCUGUGAAGAACAGUACAGGAAUACAUUUUCAAGAAAUACGAGUCACUCGUCAAAAUGACAAGAUAUUAUAAUUACAAAGAAGGCAAGCCCCAAAAUAUAGACAAUAAUUCCAUAAUAAGCAGCUGGAAUAGUUACAUUUAGGUGGGAUAAAAUAAAGCAACAUAAGAUUGGAUUUUAUAGUAGAAUGUAAUCAUCAAGAGAACAUUUGUUCACAAAGAGUAAUCAAUAUUCUGCAUUCCUUGGCUUUCCUUCAUGAACAUGGAUAAUCAGAAAGAUAGCACAUAUGUUCAUACUCUACAUACUAAAAAAAAAUGUACAUAUUUCAGAAAAGAAACUAGAGAGUAUGUAAUCACAUGAAAUAAUUUAUAAUCACAAAGAUAAUAUCCCAAUAAAUAAGAAGGAAACUGCAGUUCAAUAGGGUAGCAUAUAUGAUGUUUCCUAUUAUUGAAUAUGGUAAAAAUAUGAUUAUAUUGGAAGAUUUCAAGUUUAGUGUCAAAAGCUGGUAUGUGUGUUGGGCCAAUUUUCAAACUGGCCACAGCACAAAACUGUAAAGAAGGCUGUUGCUAGAAAUCACUACGUGAUGAGCUAUCAGUAAUCUU
Lytechinus variegatus (green sea urchin) is the source of this 4516-nucleotide messenger RNA. Its product is annotated as conditioned medium factor receptor 1-like. Bases 295 to 2139 code for a protein of 614 amino acids. The transcript is spliced from 10 exons. NCBI's taxonomy places the organism in Eukaryota, Metazoa, Echinodermata, Echinoidea, Temnopleuroida, Toxopneustidae. The record is from RefSeq and is a predicted model, not a curated record. Gene Ontology annotation, molecular function: oxidoreductase activity, acting on the CH-CH group of donors, NAD or NADP as acceptor; FAD binding.